Messenger RNA from Mugil cephalus (flathead mullet), 1651 nucleotides. RefSeq names its product apoptosis-associated speck-like protein containing a CARD. Lineage: Eukaryota; Metazoa; Chordata; Actinopteri; Mugiliformes; Mugilidae. The transcript is spliced from 2 exons. The record is from RefSeq and is a predicted model, not a curated record. Gene Ontology annotation, biological process: regulation of apoptotic process; inflammatory response; innate immune response. The coding region runs from base 350 to 625 and encodes 91 amino acids.
AAGUAGGAAGAAUACUUUCUGGUGACGGCCAUUGCUGUUUCUCUCUCUAUUUUCUUUGUCCUUCCCUAAUUAUGAUUUCUUUCUGUACUUUUCUUUCCUUCUUAUUUCUCUACGUCCUUCUUUCCUCUUCUCUACUUCUUUCUCCUCUUCUUCCUCAUUUCCUUGUCUAUUUCCUCCUUCCUCCUACUUCUGAUGUACUGUGGAUACUGUCUCAUAUACAUGGCAUCGCUGUAAGUUUGAAAUGUGUCCAAGCAUUUAUACUGAAUCUUUAUCUGUUGAAUAGAGAUGAAUCCUUGACCUGAUCUUUGUUUCAGCUUCGAGUGCCUCAGUCAGAGCAGCUGGUGGAAACAUGACAACAGAAGGCAAACACUUUGUGGAUGAACAUCAACUGGAGCUGAUCAGAAGAGUGAGCAACAUUGAACCCAUUCUGGACGAGCUCCUUGUCAAAGAAGUUAUCCAAGAAGAAGCGUAUGCUACAAUCAGAGCUAUGUCGACCUGUGAGGACAAGAUGAGGGCGCUCUACAUCGGUCCACUCAAAGCUGGUAUUGUCUGCAAAGACGUCUUCUACGAAACCCUUAAGACACACGAGAAAUAUCUCAUCACUGACCUCAACAAGGGCCAGUGAUCGUACAUUAUCAGACACGUGAUGAGGUUUAAAACCUGAUGCAUCAAAUGUUUCUCCCCCAUUCUCCAUUAGCUCUUGUCUACUUCCUCUUCUCCCUUCACUACGUCCUUCUUUCCUGCCUUUCUAAUUUAUUUCCUGCUCUACUUCCUUCUUCCUUCUUUGCUUCCUUCUUUCCUCCUCUACUACUUCCUGUCUACUUUCCUGCCCAGGAGGGCUGUACCUAAAUCCACCUCUGCCAAGGUUCAUCAUGCUUCUCUUUUUAUAUAUAUAUAGGGCAAUACUUGAACUACUGUCUUCCUACGUUAAUUGCACAGUUAAGAGCUGUUCCUUACUGUCCCUGUUCACCAGUUGCCUUCUGUUCCAUGCGCCUGCACUGAAUUGAGUCAAAGGACCUUUGUCCACUCUGCACUUUUUGCGUGGAAUAUGUUGAUUUUAUUGAGCCAUUUAAAUCUCCCUCUGGGGCAGUAGUUGAAAGACUUGUGAUUGAUUCACUGAUGUCGGACAUGUCCUUAACAAUGUCAGUAUAACCCCUCUCAUUGAGUUUAGCUGACUUUUACUCUAUCGUUAAGCUCCGAAGAAGCUUUCCAUUUUGGUUUGAAGUUAGUGUUCCUUUACAGUAGCCAAUUCAGUCAUUUACCUCCUGGCUGGCUCGCCAACAAUUUGCACUGUAACUCUGCUAACUUACCUGUAAUGGUUAAGGACCAAAAGUAAGCUUUAACUAGUUAGCUGAGUGGUGGACCAGUGUCUACAUUCAUAGAGAUAAAUACUCUGCUGUGCAACAGUCAGUUAGAAAGACCGCAGACCCAGACCCAAGUUUAAACUUGUAUUAUAUUAAUUUCAGUGAGCUUUUUUAAAUCUAAGGAGAGGACUUGAGGCCAAACACCACAAUAUUCACUUUUUUAUGUAAUCUGCAUUAGAUAUUUUUGCUUGUUUGUCUUUUGUCUGCAUUCCUACUGUGUCAUUGUGUAACUGUGUUUUGUAUUUGCUGCUGUCAUGACCAGCUAUCAUGACCAGGACUCACUUGAA